CCUUCACCUCCUCCUCCUCCUCCUCCUGCCUUCUCUCGGCUCGCGCUUGCACGCCAGUUGAGUGCUGAAGUGCGCUCAGAGAGCAGUGUACUCUCUCUCUCCCUCCGUCUCUCUCUCCCUCUCUCUUUCUCUCUCUCUCUUUCUGAGCUCUUAUACAUUACACACACAUUACAUUACAUUACACCACUGCUGCUGGACUUUGGCUUGGACUCAUCUGGCACAUGGACGAGAUGGCUCUUUUUGGCUUUUGAAUGCCAUUACAGAUUUGGAGUUUGGGAUUUUUUUGUAAUUUUAUUUAAUUUUUUUUUUCUUUUUUCUUUCUCUUUUUUUGCGGUGAAGGCGCUCGGCUGAUUUGCCAAAUCCCGGAAACGGACAGCAUCACUUUCGUCUAGCUUACAGACUCUACCUUGUAGUUCACACACUGUUCCCGGGUCACUCAUAGCACCGGAAAAGAACCGAAGACAAGAUACAGAUAUUUAUUUCUUCAGAGUUUCCGGCUCGGGAUCUUGGAGCAUCAUUUCACUUUAGACGAAUGCGCGCGGUUUUCUUGGAAAUCUCUUGAAAAUCCUUAGCUGUUCAUGCAUGUGUGUCUAAGUGUGUAUGCGCGUGCGUAACGUUGCGAUUUAACGCACACACACACACACACACACACAGAGAGAGAGACACGCGCGGAGUUUCACGGAGUACCCGCGUGCAGCGCGUGCGUCCCCGGAUUCGCGUUCUCCGUGCCCGGAAAAGGCAGUAUGAGCCCGGUGCAUGCGUGUCCGUCUCCACCGGCUUUCCUCAGUCCCUAAGCGAAGGACAGAAAGAGUGUUCUGGACACAUACACACACACACACACACGCACAGCCACAGAAGAGAGAAUUAAAGUCGUGCUUGGAUGUGUACUAUGCCAGAAUGGGUCCGCUAGCGUGGCUCUUCCUCUGCGGAUUAUUUCACUCUCAGGCUGGGGGAUCUCGUCUGCGGCAGGAGGAUUCACCGCCCCGCAUCGUGGAGCAUCCGUCCGACCUGAUUGUGUCCAAGGGCGAACCCGCCACCCUCAACUGCAAGGCAGAGGGCCGGCCCACGCCCACGGUGGAGUGGUACAAGGAUGGCGAGAGGGUCGAGACAGACAAAGACGACUCUCGAUCCCACCGCAUGCUGCUGCCCACCGGCUCCCUCUUCUUCUUGAAAAUAGUCCACGGGCGCCGGAGCAAACCGGACGAAGGAGCGUACGUCUGCGUGGCCCGCAACUACCUCGGGGAAGCCGUGAGUCGUAACGCCUCCCUGGAAGUAGCAUUGCUGAGGGAUGAUUUCAGACAGAACCCCACAGACGUCGUGGUUGCGGCGGGAGAGCCGGCCAUUUUGGAGUGCGUUCCACCUCGCGGUCACCCGGAGCCCACCACUUACUGGAAAAAGGACAAAGUUCGGAUCGAUGAGAAAGAUGACAGGAUUAAGAUUCGAGGAGGCAAGCUGAUGAUCACAAACGCACGAAAGAGUGACGCAGGCAUGUACGUGUGUGUGGGAACCAACAUGGUGGGAGAAAGAGACAGUGAGACAGCUCAGGUCACUGUUUUCGAACGGCCCACGUUCCAGCGGAGACCGAUAAACCAGGUGGUUCUGGAGGAGGAGGCAGUGGAGUUUCGUUGUCAGGUGCAUGGAGACCCUCAGCCCUCUGUCCGCUGGAGGAAAGACGACGUGGACGUUCCACGUGGAAGGUAUGAUAUCAGGUUUGAUAAGGAGGAGUAUGUGUUGCGGAUAAAGAAGGCAUCAGCGACUGAUGAAGGAACCUUCACCUGCGUCGCGGAGAACCGUGUGGGUAAAACGGAGGCCUCAGGGACUCUCACAGUGAGAGCACCACCACAGUUUGUGAUCCGACCACGGGACCAGAUUGUGGCUCAGGGCCGCACGGCAACGUUCCCAUGUGAGACCAAGGGGAACCCUCAGCCUGCAGUGUUCUGGCAGAAAGAAGGCAGCCAGAACCUGCUGUUUCCCAACCAGCCGCAACAACCCAACAGCCGCUUCUCCGUCUCACCCAGCGGAGCUCUGACCAUCACGGGCGUGCAGCGAGCAGACGGAGGCUACUACAUCUGCCAGGCGCUGACGGUCGCUGGCAGCAUCCUCGCCAAAGCUCAACUGGAAGUAACAGAUGUGUUGACAGACAGGCCACCGCCAAUCAUCAGGCAAGGCCCAGCCAAUCAGACCCUGGGCGUGGACAGUGUAGCUCUCCUGAAGUGCCAAGCAUCCGGGGAGCCUGUACCCACCAUCAGCUGGCUGAAAGAUGGAGUGAGUCUGCUGGGUAAAGAUCCACGCAUGUCCCUGCAGGAGCUGGGCAGCCUUCAGAUCAAGAACACACGGCUCUCUGAUUCUGGGAUCUACACCUGUGUUGCUGCUAGCUCGAGUGGUGAAACAUCAUGGAGCGCCUUCCUGGAAGUGAAAGAAUCCGGUGGGAUGGUGCUGAUCAAGAACAGAGAAGAAGGUGAACUUCCUGGUCCGCCCUCCAAACCUCAGGUCACUGACGUCACCAAGAACAGCGUGUCUCUGUCCUGGCAGCCGGGCCUGGCCAGAGCCUCGUCCAUCACAUCAUAUGUGAUCGAAGCAUUCAGCCAAUCUGUGAGUAACAGCUGGCAGACUGUAGCGGAUCACGUUAAAACCACCCAGUUCACCAUUAAAGGCCUCCGACCCAACACCAUCUACCUGUUCAUGGUGCGUGCCGUCAACACACAGGGCCUGAGUGACCCAAGUCCCAUGUCUGAACCAGUGCGUACCCAAGAUAUCAGUCCUCCAGCAAAGGGUGUAGAUCACAGGCAUGUACAGAAAGAGCUCGGUGAGGUCAUCGUCCGGCUACACAACCCUGUGGUCCUCAGCCCCACCACCAUUCAGGUCACCUGGACCGUGGACCGUCAGUCUCAGUUCAUCCAGGGUUACAGAGUUUUGUACAGGCAGACGUCAGGGCUGUCCUCGCCGGGACCGUGGCAGACCCAGGACGUGAAGGUUUCCUCAGAGAGGACCAUUGUGAUCUCAUCACUGAAGAAAGGCAUCGUGUACGAGAUCAAGGUUCGACCAUACUUCAACGAGUUCCAGGGAAUGGACAGUGAAUCGAAGACAGCGAGGACCAAUGAAGAACCUCCCAGCGCUCCGCCGCAGCAGGUGACGGUCCUCACAGUGGGAAAUCAGAACAGCACCUCCAUCAGCAUCUCCUGGGACCCACCUCCUGCCGAGCACCAGAACGGCAUCAUUCAAGAGUACAAGAUCUGGUGUUUGGGAAAUGAGACACGUUUCCACAUCAAUAAGACGGUGGAUGCUGCGAUUCGCUCGGUGGUGGUGGGCGGUCUGCAGGCGGGGCUGCUAUACCGGGUUGAGGUGGCGGCCAGCACCAGCGCAGGAGUGGGAGUGAAGAGCGAACCUCAGCCCAUCAUCAUCGGGAAAGACUUCCGAGAUGUGAUUGUGAGCGGGGACAAGAAUAACAGCAUCACUGAGCAGAUCACGGACGUGGUGAAGCAGCCGGCGUUCAUCGCAGGGAUCGGCGGAGCGUGCUGGGUCAUCCUCAUGGGCUUCAGCAUCUGGCUCUACUGGAGGAGGAAGAAGAGGAAAGGACUCAGUAACUACGCCGUUCAGUCGUUCACCUUCACCCCGGCAGUGACAUUCCAGCGAGUUGACGGAGGCUUGAUGAGCAAUGGAAGUCGUCCUGGUAUUCUAAAUGCCGGUGAGGCGAGUUAUCCUUGGCUAGCAGACUCCUGGCCGGCCACCAGCAUGCCUGUUAACAGCAGCUCCGGAGGACCCAGCGACCUCGGUAACUUCGGACGUGGAGAUGUCAUGCCCGCAGGCCAGACGGAUAAAACAGGUACUAUGAUGUCUGACGGCGCCAUCUACAGCAGCAUCGACUUCACCACUAAGGCAGGAUUUGGCAGCGCGAGCCCGGCAUCGCAGGCCACUCCAUACGCCACCACGCAGAUCCUUCACUCCAACAGCAUCCACGAGCUGGCGGUGGAGCUGCCCGAGGCCCAGUGGAAGAGCUCGCUGCAGGCCAAACAGGAAAUGGCCAACCUGGGCUACUCGCUGCCUGAUAAGAACUCCUGCAACAACACACUCCUUUUCAUUCCCGACUACCGAUUGGCUGACGGAUUGUGUAAUAGAAUGCCGCACAACCAAUCACAGGAUUUCAGCACCACCAGUUCCCACAAUAGCUCAGAGCGGAGCGGCAGUCUGUCAGGUGGAAAAGGAGGGAAGAAGAAAAAGACCAAAGUAGGAGCCAAAUCCACAAAGACCAACGGCUCCAACUGGGCAAACGUCCCAUUACCACCUCCUCCUAUCCAUCCUCUACCAGGCACAGAGCUGGAGCACUACAGCACCGAGCACCAUGAAGGAGGAGGCUAUGACAGUGAUGGUUGGGGACACCCUCUGCCCGUGCAGACGUACCUGCACCAGGGAGUGGAGGAUGAGCUGGAGGAAGAGGAGGAGCGUGUGCCAACUCCACCCGUCCGCGGUGUGGCAUCGUCUCCGGCAGCCAUGUCCUUCGGGAAGCAGUCCACGGCCACGUUGACUCCGUCCCCUCGAGACGAGACGCAGCCCAUGCUGCACGCACAUCUGGAUGAGCUCGCUCGGCAGUACCAGCUGGACAUGGCCAAGCAGACAUGGCACAUGCAGGGAGGCCCGUAUCCUCCUCAAGCCCCUGCUCCUCCCGUGGGCUACAUGUCCAGCACCCUCAUGUCCGACAUUGAGACUGACCUCCCUGACGAAGACGAAGAUGAUGAUGAGGAGGAGGAGGAAGAUGAAGGUUAUGAGAUGUCACCACCGCCGCUCCGGGGCAUCGAACACACACCAGGAUCCAGCAUGGACAACUUGGACAGCUCGGUCACAGGCUCCAUGGUGAAUGGGUGGGGCUCGGCAUCGGAGGAGGACGACCGGCCCUUUUCCAGCCACAGGUCCAGUGCGGGGAGCUCCUCCGACGGCUCCCUGUUCACCCACUGCAGCUUUGCCCGUGCGCUGGCAGCGGCCGCCGAUAAGGCAGGCUACCGCAUGGAUGGCACCAGCCUCACCAAGAGAGAUCAAUGCCUGGCCCUGAGACCUCGCCCUGCCAGUCCGUUCUCUACAGAUGGCAGCACUGUGGGAACACAUAGCCUCGGCCACCAACGGGCAGCACGGCCCACUCGCAAAAACAGAGGACCAGGUACGGCUGUGCACCGCAGGGAUGCUAGUGCUGAUGACCUACCUCCACCUCCCGAGCCCCCGCCGUGCCAGAGCAUGCGCAUCCAGGGGCCGAGGAGCGUAGGAAACGUCGGCAGCCCUGGCGAACGGAAGGCCUCGUCUCUGGAGAGGCAGCAUAUGGGUGUCCGGGACGAGUUGAAGAGCUCUCUGGAGAGGCAGACUCGUACAUCUCUGGAGCGCAACAGACAAGGCCAAGAAAGACUCGGUUCCAUGGAGAGAGCAGAAGAGGCCAGGAGAGCACAGAAGAACGGCCCUGCUUCAGAAGAGGCCAUGCCACCCUAUAGCAAACCAUCAUUCCCAUCCCCCGGGGGUCACAGUUCAUCUGGAACCACGUCCUCGAAAGGAUCGACAGGUCCUCGUAAAGCAGAGGGGUCACGAGGUCAGCACCAGCGCUCUAACGCCGAACACGGAGACUCCGGCUACAUCGGGACCAACGGCCAGGGACAGUACUCCGGAGAGUUAUAGUGAGAAGCUGUGGAUCAAAGCUGGAAUUUAAAAAAAAAAAGAAAACGCUUUUUCCUGCCCUGGA
This is a messenger RNA of Pangasianodon hypophthalmus (striped catfish), 5716 nucleotides long. It is a transcript of the gene robo2, whose product is annotated as roundabout, axon guidance receptor, homolog 2 (Drosophila). Gene Ontology annotation, molecular function: protein binding. The record is from RefSeq and is a predicted model, not a curated record. Gene Ontology annotation, cellular component: axon; plasma membrane. Bases 757 to 5652 code for a protein of 1631 amino acids. NCBI's taxonomy places the organism in Eukaryota, Metazoa, Chordata, Actinopteri, Siluriformes, Pangasiidae. Gene Ontology annotation, biological process: cell-cell adhesion; axon guidance. The transcript has 30 exons.